CUUUAUGAUUUUAGAUCAAGACAAACCCAUUCCAUUCUGAACACCAAAACAAAAUAUUCACAAACCAAGAAAACUCUCCCAUCUCACCCUUCCCUUCCUUUCCCUUCUUCUCAUCCAAAACUUAUGGAAGACUCUCUCAUUGAACGUCUUGAUUUUGGGAAGAUGGGUUAUGGGUGCAAGCAUUACAGGAGAAGAUGCAGGAUUCGUGCUCCUUGUUGCAAUGAGGUUUACUCAUGUCGUCAUUGUCACAACGAAGCAACGAGUAUGCUGAAAAACCCCUGUGAUCGCCAUGAACUUGUUCGUGAGGACGUUGAACAAGUUGUUUGUUCGGUUUGUGACACAGAGCAGCCAGUUGCUCAAGUUUGUACUAACUGUGGUGUUAGAAUGGGAGAAUAUUUUUGCAGCAUCUGCAAAUUCUUUGAUGAUGAUACGGGGAAACAACAGUUUCAUUGUGAUGAUUGUGGGAUCUGCAGAGUUGGUGGGAGUGAGAACUAUUUUCAUUGCAAGAAGUGCGGGUCUUGCUAUUCAGUUGCUCUGCGUGAUAAUCAUUUAUGUGUGGAGAACUCCAUGAGGCAUCACUGUCCAAUUUGUUAUGAGUACCUUUUUGACUCGUUGAAAGACACAACUGUUAUGAAAUGUGGUCACACAAUGCAUUGUGAAUGUUACCAUGAGAUGGUAAAGCGCGGCAAGUACUGUUGUCCGAUAUGUUCCAAGUCGGUUAUUGAUAUGUCUACGACAUGGAAGAGCAUUGAUGAAGAGAUUGAAGCAACUGUCAUGCCUGCUGAUUAUCGGAAUAGAAAGGUUUGGAUACUUUGUAACGACUGCAACGAUACGACCGAAGUUAAUUUUCACAUUAUCGGGCAUAAAUGCGGUCACUGCAGUUCGUAUAACACUCGUGCUAUUGCUCCUCCUGUUCUUCCACAAUAACCGAAUUCUUGUGGUUCAAGAAACAGGUCUUGCCCUGUGACCCGAUUAUUGUAGAGCCUCAAAUUCAUCAUGAAGAUUAGUGGUGUAUUGUGUAUGCCCCGAAACUUUUCAUAGGUUAUUGAUUCUUCCUCCAUCGUGUGGAGUUGGUAUUUGUGUCAUUAGAAUAUUAUUAUAAACAUCUGUAUACUAAAUAUUUUACAGUGGGGAAAAUACCCUUCAUGAGCUGCUGUCAAUUGUGUUGUUUGCUAUUGAUAUUGGAGAAUGGAUUGGCUUGUCUUUGCCAUUGAAUUUAUUCAAUACAACUUAGUGAUUCCUUGCUUGCAUA
This is a messenger RNA of Cicer arietinum (chickpea), 1252 nucleotides long. Its product is annotated as E3 ubiquitin-protein ligase MIEL1. Gene Ontology annotation, molecular function: ubiquitin protein ligase activity; zinc ion binding. Gene Ontology annotation, cellular component: nucleus. The record is from RefSeq and is a predicted model, not a curated record. Gene Ontology annotation, biological process: ubiquitin-dependent protein catabolic process; protein ubiquitination. NCBI's taxonomy places the organism in Eukaryota, Viridiplantae, Streptophyta, Magnoliopsida, Fabales, Fabaceae.